CCUCUCCUUUGUCCGCUCCGGCCCGCCCGCCGCCGAGCUCCUGGCCCCCGGGCCGGCUGCCCGCGGCGCUCGGUGCCGGCUGGGUGCCCAGGGGGCGGGGGCCGCGGCUCGCCCCCCGCGGAUGAGCCGCCACGGAGCGCGGGCGGACGAUGGAACUCCACAUCCUGGAGCACCGGCUGCAAGUUGCCAGCGUCGCCAAGGAGAGUAUCCCGCUCUUCACCUACGGCCUGAUCAAACUUGCCUUCCUGUCCUCCAAGACCAGGUGCAAGUUCUUCAGUCUGACCGAGACGCCGGAGGACUACACCAUCAUUGUCGAUGAGGAGGGCUUCCUGGAGCUGCCGUCCUCGGAGCACCUGAGCGUGGCAGAUGCCACCUGGCUGGCCCUCAAUGUCGUGUCAGGUGGUGGCAGCUUUUCUAGCUCCCAGCCCAUUGGGGUGACCAAAAUCGCCAAGUCAGUCAUCGCGCCGCUGGCCGACCAGAACAUCUCCGUGUUCAUGCUGUCCACCUACCAGACGGACUUCAUCCUGGUACGUGAGCGGGACCUGCCCUUUGUCACCCACACCUUGUCGUCAGAGUUCACCAUUCUGCGGGUCGUCAAUGGUGAGACGGUGGCAGCUGAGAACCUUGGCAUCACCAAUGGUUUCGUGAAGCCCAAGAUGGUCCAGAGGCCCGUCAUCCACCCACUGUCCAGCCCAAGCAACAGCUUCUGUGUCACCAGCCUGGACCCCGACACGCUGCCUGCUGUUGCCACACUCCUCAUGGAUGUCAUGUUCUACUCCAACGGCGUGAAGGACCCAAUGGGCGCCAGUGACGACUGUGGCCAUAUCCGCUUCUUCUCCUUCUCCCUCAUUGAGGGCUACAUCUCCCUGGUGAUGGACGUGCAGACCCAGCAGAGGUUCCCUAGUAACUUGUUGUUCACAAGCGCAUCUGGAGAGCUCUGGAAGAUGGUGCGGAUCGGAGGACAGCCCCUGGGAUUUGAUGAGUGUGGCAUUGUGGCCCAGAUCUCCGAGCCCUUGGCUGCUGCAGACAUCCCUGCCUACUACAUCAGUACUUUCAAGUUCGACCACGCACUGGUACCAGAAGAAAACAUCAACGGCGUCAUCAGCGCCCUGAAAGUCAGCCACGGGGAGAAGCAUUAGAAGGGCCUCUGGCUCCUCCCGUCCGGCCCAGCCCCUGCCGGAAGAUUCUUGCAGUAUUUCUCAACAAACUGGAAAACCGGCCCAGGUCCCUCAAAGGAGGGUCUUCAGAGACACCCCCAAUUGCUGACUCUGCCAGGCCUGGAGCCCAAGCCAGGACCUCCCCAUGUCCUCCUGCCUUGUCAGCGCCCCCAUACCCUCCAGAGAACACGCCCCAGCUCUUCCCCAACCCUCACUCCAGGAAUUGAUGCCUGAGGCCCAGGGAGCUGAUGAGCUGACCCACCUCCUCACCCGGCCUCACCCACAGCCAGGGGCAGACGCCAACGUUGUAAGCUGGCACCUCCUACAAGACACUGGGGUACCAAUUCGCAUGUUAUCUUGGGGGGCAGGCCGAGGGGGACUUGAGUUCAUGGAGGCUGGGAAGGCCUCCGCGAGGGCAGGAAGCUGGAUCCUGUGGUUGCUGGUCUCUGGUUCCAUCAGCUCAGGGCUGGUUCCCGGAGUGGAGGCCGGUGGGCGACCCUCAGGGUUUGUGCUAGUGAGGGUCCCGCAGAGCUCGGGCGGGGCCCCGAGCUGGGGAAGACCCGAGCCACCCAGAACCUCAUCUGCCAACCACAGGGCCUGUGUCUCCCAGCUCCCACAAGCCUGCCAAGGGGGCCUGCUCGGACCCUCCCCACCACAGGCACGCACUCCUGGGAGGUGGUUCCCCAGAGACCCACCAGCCUCAGUCAUGAGCUCCUGUCGCCUCUGCUUCCCUGGACCCCCUCAGGCAGGCCGAGCCACAAUUUUCCCCAAGUGGGGGUACUCCCAGCAUCCUGGGCCUGGGGUUUCUUAGGUCACCCCCACCUCCCCAACAGUUGACUAGACCAGCACAGGGCUCCCGUGUCAUCCUGUCCCCUCCCUUGCCCACUUUGGGGGACAUGGAAGGCCUCUGCCCCCCAACUCACCUGCCUGCCCACCCCUCCGUGCGGGGCCUGUGGCAUCAUGAGUACUUGAUCUGGGAGGCAGCUUAUCUGAGCCUUAAUAGAGAAAACUGUACUUCACUUUAGUUUCUUAUUUAACGUAUCUGUGCCCAGGCUGUGGUUGGCAGCCAUUUCCAGAGAGGCCUGCGGGUUCUGUCGGGUCCCAGAGGCUCAGCGUCACUCGGCUGCUGCCCUGUGGCUCCAGGGCAGGCACGAGAACCGGGAGCCUUGGCCCUCUCUGGAGCAGGACACUGGGAACAGAGGUCAUACUGGACGGGCCCCAGGGCGCAUCGCACAGGGCCACCCAGCCGGGCCUCGUGACAGGUACCCAGGCAGCUGUGGUUCUGAGUGUCGGGACCUGAGGGCCACAGGCCACAGGCAGGUGGACAGCCAGGUGGCAAGCCAGCUGAGGCAGGCUGGUCCCCUGGAGGCUGCCCAGCAGAAUGGGGUGUGCCCCCGGGCCGCCUCUCCAGCUGGGGGAGCUUCCUGAGUGCAUGGGGCCCUUCCUGGGGCCCCUCCUCGGGCAUCAGCUGACCUGUGUUGUCCCUGAGAAGCUUGGGGGGGUGUCCUCGGCCUGGUGUGAGCCCCACCCCCUUCUCGAGUUGCGUGGGGCCCUAGGAGCCCCAGACACGGUAGCUGUGGGUCUCAGGGCCCACGCACUGACUAGGAACCCACCAUUUUUUUUAUAAGUUAAUUCAUUUUGCACAAAACUCCGUAACAACCAAAACGUGUAAAUGAUUUGCUGGUUCCAAAAUAGGGGUGGCCACGUGGCCACGGCAGCACUUGAAGCCGAUUCCCCUUUCUGUCCUUGGGAGGCCUUGGCUUCUGUGGCGCCUCUCCGGGCCCCUCCCCGUGGGCCCCUCCCCCUGUCACUUGGCCUUUCCUCCCCCCCAGCAGAUGUGUAGGCCCCGCGACCCCAGAACGCGUGCUCCCCAGGCCCCUAGGGCGUAUAUUGUACACACGUAUAAAUACCUGUGUUUUAUGUUGAUAUAGAUAUAUACUGUAAAUAGCAUAUAUACUUGAGCAAUAUAUAUGUUAAUAUAUACUGUGUGGGCACGCACACGCGUGUGUGUGCGGUACGUGGACGCAGACCCCACUGUGUGUGCGUGUGUGUGGGCGUGGGGCCUCCGCCCGCCGUGUCUGCCGUGCACACAGGCACGUUUGAGCCACCGUGUAUUUUUAAUUCAAGUAUACAGGCAAUAUGACCUUGAGAGAAGCCGGCCGCUGCCUCAGUCCUGACUUGAAAGAAAAACAAAACCAGCAGCCCAGGCGCUGAGCCCCAGGUGGGGGUGUCGAGGGUUCUCCCCACUCUCCGCAGUCUCCCCUGAAAGCUGGGUUCAGCCCCUUCUCAUCUCCAUGGUCACCCACACCCUGUGUUUGGAAGAUGGCAGAGCAGAGAGGAGUCGGAGCCUCUCGACCAGAGCACCCUCUCCCAGGUCCCCCGGCCUGAAGCCCAGGCCCGCUGAGUGGUCACCCCGAGUCUCCUUCCAGGCCCGCUCCCCUCGCGUGGCGGUUUGUGCUGAUGGCUCACCUGGUUUUCAGCUGCAGGCCCAGAAACCUCAGGUUCUGUUCUCAGGUCUCCCCUGGGGGCCGGCCCUGUCCGCCUGGGCAGAGGACCUGUGUGCCCUUGACGUGGUGUCCAGGGAGGGGUGGGGCAGCUGCCAGCGGGAACCCCCUUUCUCAGCCCCGCCCUGUCCUCUGUGUGUGCCUGUGAUGAGUCGGCUGCCGUUUGGUCUCCACAGCAUCGGUGGGGACAGUGCUUUUCCCCUUGGCCAGCUGCUCACCGCCCACCCCGUGCCCGCCAUCUGCAGGUUUGCUGGGCGUGGGGUCUCCAGACCUGCCCGCGAGGACGUCUUGGCUCUGGCUGGCGGGCACGCAGCCGGGGCGGGAAGUGGGCUCUUGGGCACACUGCCCGCGGUGAGCAGGCCUCUGUCUUUGCUCCAGUACCACUCCCUGGAAUGAAGCUUCAACGGUCUAAAUGCCACCUCGCCCCGGCCCACCCCACCCCACACACUACAGAAUGGGGAGAGCUCGAGGAGGGAAGGGGGGGAGGGUGCCACAGCCGCCCCUCUCCUCCGUCCCCACCUGAGAAGCCUGCCUCCGCUCCAUCCUCAGCCUGGGCUCCCCUGGCUCCCAGGAAACCACUGCCCCCUUGGCCCGUCCGACCCAGCCAAGAUGGGCCGUGUCAGCCCCUCCCCGUCUCCAGAGCCCUGCAGGCCUGCCCACACCACUGCCCUCAGCCCAGGGCGACACCCAAGCUGGAGAGGCUGCCGACCUCUCCGCCCCGGGAUUCAGGGGGUCAGGAGCCCCCAGCACCAGCAUUCUCC
Messenger RNA from Molossus molossus (Pallas's mastiff bat), 4422 nucleotides. It is a transcript of the gene CASTOR2, whose product is annotated as cytosolic arginine sensor for mTORC1 subunit 2. The transcript is spliced from 9 exons. Bases 150 to 1139 code for a protein of 329 amino acids. NCBI's taxonomy places the organism in Eukaryota, Metazoa, Chordata, Mammalia, Chiroptera, Molossidae. The record is from RefSeq and is a predicted model, not a curated record. Gene Ontology annotation, biological process: cellular response to L-arginine; negative regulation of TORC1 signaling. Gene Ontology annotation, cellular component: cytosol.